UUUCUGAGCCAACAACGGAUCGGCUUGGCCCAUUCCUCAGAUGAGGAAGAAAGAGUACACUGCAAUCAAGUCCGUAUGAUUCUAUUGUCUGCAUGAGCUUGGAUUUAGAUUGCAUACCUUCUAGUUCUAUAUACAGCAAAUUCAAAUCAGCUAUGAGCAAGAACAAUAGAGUGGAAGAUGGUUACUAGAUGUUGGACAUAUCACUUAAUUAUUUGUAAAUAUUUUAGUUUGUAAAUACCAGCUCUCAUACAUUUUUCAUUUUCCCGCCUAAGAUUAGUUAGAUCUGGAUGGUUUGUUACAGUAGCUUCCAUCUCUAUAUAUUUCACAUUACUCAUUUUGUAACAAGACCAUUCUCUUCAGUACCUCAAUGAUAGAUGAUAAUUUCUCAAAUCUCUCUCUCUCUCGAUUCUCUGCUAGCUUGUUACUGUAUCCGCAAAAUAUGACAUGGUUUCAGAGUCUCUGAAUUCGCAUAUCUCGAUUUGCAUAGUGCACAUCAGUGCCGGUUCAAGCAGACUCCAUUGUCGUCUUCUUCGCUUGCUGCAACAUCAAUUCGAUCUGUACGAUCUCCAUUGCCGUUUUCUUCUCGAUUGCUGCAACAACAAUUAGGUUUUUCGUCUCAAUUUAACAAUCAAUUACGUUCUAUCACACUCACACAUAUCAUUGAUUCUGCUUGUGAUUGUGUCAAAUUCUGUGACAUCAUGACUACAUCUAGCUCUACAUCUGUUCCUGAAACUAGAACAAUCAUAGAUCAGAGUAAUCCUCUAUAUCUUCAUUCAUCGGAUAGUCCAUGUAUGAAGCUUGUUAGUGAUCCGUUUGAUGGAACUGGUUUCAGUUACUGGAAACGCUCUAUGACUAUAGCCUUAUCAGCUCGCAAUAAAUUAGGUUUUGUAGAUGGAACUUUAUCCAAACCAGAUGCUGCUUCUUCUACUUUCGAGAGUUGGUCUCGUUGCGAUGCUAUGGUUAUGUGUUGGUUACUUGGUUCUCUCUCAGAAACUAUUGGUGGUAGUGUCAUGUACUCUAACUCUGCACAUGAAAUAUGGAAAGAAUUGGAAGAACGAUAUGGCUCUCCUCGUGGUAUUCAAUUGUUUGGUUUAUACAAGGAAUUGCGUGAAUUGUCGCAAGGGAACAAUAGCAUUCUUGAUUAUUUCACUAAGAUGAAAAUGCUCUGGGAUGAGAUAGACUUUUUGUCUCCUUUGCCUGUUUGUACUUGUGGAGGAUGUACAUGUGGAGCUUCAACGAAAUUGUUCAAGUAUCAGCAGGACCAGAGGGUAAUGCAAUUUUUAAUAGGACUGAAUGACUCGUACACUUCUACGAGAGGAUCUAUUCUGAUGAGAACACCUCUUCCUAGUAUCAUUCAAGUUUACCGCAUUCUACUUCAAGAAGAAUCACUUAGAGAAAUUCACUCAAGACUGUCUGGUUUCCAUCAAUCUAAGAGGCCUGUCUUUGAUACUAAGAAAUCAGCAUUAACUUGCAACUAUUGUAAAAAGACAGGGCAUACUGUUGACAAAUGCUACAAAUUGAUUGGAUUUCCAGCUGAUUUUAAAUUUACAAGAUCCAAACGUUUUGCUCAGGCGGCUGAAGCUGAAAUUUCCUCAUCUUUCUGCUGCUAAUUUUGCUGAGCUCUUCUCUGAGGAAGCCACUGGUGCUUGGUAAUACUCAGAGGGGCCUGUAUACUUUCACUCAUCCUACUCUUGCAUCUAUUGCUUCUCCUGCUGUUCCUGUUCCACCUCAAUGCUUCCUGCUGCUCAUGUCUCUGCCUGCAAUUGCACUGCUUUGUUAUGGCAUCAUAGAUUAGGACAUUUGUCAAUGUCAAAACUCAAAACACUUUCUCUUUGUAAUGUUGAUUUUGGUACUGAUUUUCCUGUUUGUGAUGUUUGUGCAAAAUCUAGACAACACAGACUUCCUUUUCCCCAGUCAAAUUCAUUCAACUGCUUGUUUUCAAUUAAAUCAUGUUGAUA
Molecule: messenger RNA, 1958 nt
Organism: Daucus carota subsp. sativus
Lineage: Eukaryota; Viridiplantae; Streptophyta; Magnoliopsida; Apiales; Apiaceae
Exons: 2
Coding region: 699-1610 (303 amino acids)
Source: RefSeq, a predicted model, not a curated record